UAUGACGAGCGGGGAAAAGUUUUACAGCUCAUAACUGAAUAGUUAAGACUUCUUUGCCAGCACACAAAAUGGUUUCUUAAAAGGAAAAUCCACACAAACGGCUAUAUUUGAACUAAUAAACAGAUAAAAUUAAUACAUGUCCUCUGAUAUACAACAUUUAUUGCAGUGAUAUGGACACAAUACACGACCAAAAACAAUACAUAUUACAAUAUGCGGAUGAUACUACAAUAAUAUCACAUGAGAAAUCAUUGAAAAGCUGCAUUGAUAAUCUACAAGAGUACAUAAAUACAUUAACAAUAUGGUUUUCCCAGUGGAGAUUGAAGAUAAACCGAGAAAAAUCCCAACUGAUAAUCUUCAACCAUAAAAUUAAUAAUCAGUCCCCACUAUAUCAAUAAACAAUAAAUUAGUCAAACCAACACAUUCAGUAAAAUACCUGGGAAUUCAAAUUGAUGUGGUUAACAUCAGAAAUUUGAAAAAGUUUUGCCAUGCCUUAAAAUACUUCUUGAGACUAGAGCGGUUCGUUUAUUACAUCCAGAUUGAGGGGAAUACACAUCUGAAGCAUUCGGCAAAGAUAUCUGAUCAACAGAUGUCGAUCUUUUUCGUCGGACGUUUUCGACCUAGCAAAACGAUUUUAUCCACAGAGUUUACCUUUGUCUAUGAAUUAUUGGAUUUUAUCUGUCUAUAAUGCUUGUUUGUUUAAAAAAAUCAACAUUUCGUCGUAGUUUGUAUUGAAAAAUUUCAAUACCUAACUUGUUAUACUUCUAUAAUUGGAUUUUAAAUAAAAUUAUGGGUAUGGAAUGCAGAUAACAAAUGAAUAGGCAGUGUGUAUAUUUUUGGAAUGAGAUAUCUGGUGGUGACUUUGGACAAUAUCAUCAGCAAGACUCUGGGGGACAGAUAAUUUUUUCGUGUAAUUAUAUAAAGCAUCGUGCAUGUUCAGUUUAUUCAGAAGAGCGAUGGACAUUCAAGCUAGGGAUAUGAAGAAAAAGGCCAAGCUUUUAAAAAGGCUGACCAUGUUUACAAUAUAUGAAGCGGACUGGUUUCAUUACUUCUAAAUAAAUGAGACAGACUUCAGUGAAUUUUCCACCUUAUUAUAUCGAAAUUAUGUAAUGGAUGAAGCAGAAGAAAUUUACUCCUUCAAGGGUGUCGACUGGGACAUCAGUGUCCCAGAAGUAUUUUAUAAAUGUCCUGUUCGGCAAUAAAUAUACUCAGCAUGAAAUUAAUUGGGAAUAUAAAGCCAGAUCAGUGUAUUCAAGUUUCAGAGAAAAAAUACUAUAUUCAGGAAAAGGACUUGAAGUUUGUCAGUCGGACCCGAGGCUUGUUGCUUUUCUGAAUGGUGUUAUUUUCAAGAAUGGGGAGUCAGUGAAAUUAUUGGAAAUCAAAUGUCUAUUCAUUGGUCAAAUUAUUUCUGCUGAAAAUACUGAGCACCAUUGCCAAUAUUUGAGAAGAGGAAAAGCCAGCUAAUUUGAAAGAAUGAAUAAACAUUAUGCUAGAGUCCGA
Molecule: messenger RNA, 1497 nt
Organism: Harmonia axyridis
Lineage: Eukaryota; Metazoa; Arthropoda; Insecta; Coleoptera; Coccinellidae
Exons: 3
Coding region: 1111-1461 (116 amino acids)
Source: RefSeq, a predicted model, not a curated record